This is a messenger RNA of Nothoprocta perdicaria, 1825 nucleotides long. It is a transcript of the gene FKBP10, whose product is annotated as FK506 binding protein 10. The transcript is spliced from 10 exons. Gene Ontology annotation, molecular function: peptidyl-prolyl cis-trans isomerase activity; calcium ion binding. NCBI's taxonomy places the organism in Eukaryota, Metazoa, Chordata, Aves, Tinamiformes, Tinamidae. The coding region runs from base 53 to 1747 and encodes 564 amino acids. The record is from RefSeq and is a predicted model, not a curated record.
CCCCUCCUCCGGCGCCGGCCCCUCGUCCGCUCCCGCGCAGCCUGCGAGCGCAAUGGCCCCCGGCAGCCUCGUCCUCCUCGCCGGCCUCCUGGGCGCCCUGGCGCUGGGUGACCCCGGGCCCCUGGAAGACGUGGUCAUAGACAGAUACUACAUCCCCAAAAUCUGCCUGCGGGAGGCGCAGAUGGGCGAUUUCAUCCGCUACCACUACAACGGCACCUUUAAAGAUGGCAAAAAGUUUGACUCCAGCUACGACCGUGGCAAUGCGGUGGCCGGUGUGGUGGGCGUGGGGCGCCUCAUCACCGGCAUGGACCGCGGGCUGCAGGGCAUGUGCGUCAACGAGCGGCGCCGCCUCGUCGUGCCGCCCCACCUGGGCUACGGCAGCAUCGGCGUGGCGGGGCUCAUCCCCCCGGACGCCACCUUGUACUUCGACGUCGUCCUGCUGGACAUCUGGAACAAGAAGGACCAGCUGCAGGUCACCACGCUGUCCAAGCCCGAGCGCUGCAACCGCACCGUGGAGAGCUCCGACUUCGUGCGCUACCACUACAACGGCACCCUGCUGGACGGCACCCCCUUCGACUCCAGCUACAGCAAGCAGAGCACCUAUGACACGUACGUGGGCACGGGCUGGCUCAUCAAGGGCAUGGACCAGGGGCUGCUGGGCAUGUGCGCCGGCGAGAAGCGCAGCAUCGUCAUCCCGCCCUUCCUGGCCUACGGCGAGAAGGGCUACGGCACCGUGAUCCCGCCGCAGGCCUCGCUCGUGUUCAGCGUCCUGCUCGUGGACUUCCACAACCCGCGGGACGGCGUCGCGCUGGAGCAGCUGCAGGUGCCGGCGGGCUGCGGGCGCCGGGCCGCCGCCGGCGACUUCGUGCGCUACCACUACAACGGCACCCUCAUGGACGGCACCCUGUUCGACUCCAGCUAUUCCCGCAAUCACACGUACGACACCUACAUCGGCAAGGGCUUCAUCAUCCCCGGCAUGGACCAGGGCCUGCAAGGCGUCUGCGUGGGCGAGAGGCGCCGCGUCGUCGUGCCCCCGCACCUGGCCUAUGGCGAGAGCGGCGCAGGGGACAAGAUCCCCGGCUCGGCCGUGCUCAUCUUCGACGUCCACGUCAUCGACUUCCACAACCCUGAGGACCCCGUGCAGAUUGAGACCGUGCACCGGCCCGAGGGCUGCAAUGUCACCAGCCGCCCCCGUGACUUCGUGCGCUACCACUACAACUGCUCGCUGCUGGACGGCACCAGGCUCUUCUCCUCCCACGACUACGAAGCCCCGCAGGAGGUGACACUGGGGACCAACAAGGUGAUCGAGGGGCUCAACAGGGGCCUCCUGGACAUGUGCGUGGGGGAGCGCCGGGUGCUCAUCGUGCCCCCGCACCUGGGCCACGGGGAGAGCGGAGCGCGCGGCGUCCCCGGCAGCGCCGUGCUGCGCUUCGACGUGGAGCUGCUCUCCCUGGAGGAGGGGGUCCCUGAGGGCUACCUCUUCAUCUGGCAUGGGGAGCCACCGGCCAACCUCUACCAGGAGAUGGACCUCGACCGGGACGGCGAGAUCCCUGCCGAGGAGUUCUCCACCUUCAUCAAGUCUCAGGUGGCCGAGGGCAAGGGGCGGCUCAUGCCCAGCUCCGACCCGGAGAAAGUCAUCGCCGACAUGUUCAAGAACCAGGACCGGAACCAGGACGGGAAGAUCACGGCCGAGGAGCUGAAGCUGAAGACGGACGAGGACCGGGAGAAGGUCCACGAGGAGCUGUGAGCGGCGGCGGGCGCCGCUCGGGCCCGGCCGCCCGCACGCCUGGGCCCCCUCCUCUUCUGCGCCCUCCAAGCGCGUUGU